AAAAGGUAAAGAAAAAUCUAAAAAGGGGAAAGUGAAGCAACAGACAUCAAUGACUAUGUAAAAUAGCUGCGUGAAGAUUGAGCUCUACCAUUUUCAUUCCUAUUCUUCAAUUCCAGCUAGUUCCAGUUAGAGCUUCACCUCAAUCAACGAAGUACAUCUUUAUUUGCGCCUCAAAUCUCAGUUCGGCUGUUUGCGUUGAGUAAGAACUCUUCCGACCUCAUUAUACAGAAAAACGCAGAUAUGUGGAUUCAUCAAUGUGAAAAACUAGCCGGCUCAGACUUGGUUUGUUAUCGAGUAUACACCCAAAAGUCUCACAGAUCAUAACAAAUGGCUAGAGGUAACAAACACAAGAUUGUACAAGUUGAUAGGUCUGAAAAAGGGAAAAAACGAGUAGUCGAUGAAUCAGAGAAUAGAAAUUGCAGCGGGGAAGCUGUUAAAGUUUCGAUUCGAGAUGAGCCGGAGGAAAUAAAAAUUAAGGCUAGGAUAGGCGGGGAAGCAUUGAUCUUGCCCCACUAUGCAAGUUUUAUUUCGGUUGAGAGGUACGACCUCGCUAUAGUCCUGGAUGAUGUCGGAUCAUUUCUGGCUAAGAUAUCCGUUAGGUCCCGUUUGAAAAUGUUUAAUGAAUUCAAACAAGUCGUGGUUGAUCAACGUCUUGAGUCUAGGUUUAAGAAUUCCUAUUUUGGUGGUUUAUGGGACUUGUCAGAACAUAUGAAGUUCAACGGACAGCUUGUUCACUAUACACUUCUUUGCCGAGUUGAACAGGACAACAAGCUGCAUAAAAUGUGGUUCUGCAUCUAUGACAGGCCUGCAUGUUUUGGCCUGAAGGAGUUUGCAUUAAUCACGGGUUUAAACAAUAAGCGUUAUUUCCGUGAUUCAAAAUAUGUCAAAGCGAUGGAGGAGGGUGAAACUUUUUUCAAAAAGAUUGCAAAAAAAGAGGAGUGUAAAUGCGAAGAGAUUGUUGAAGCUUAUUAGAGGUGGGAGGCUGGAGAAAGAGGACAAGUUAAAAUGCUGUUUGGUUUGAUUCGUGCACUGCAUAUUGCUUGCACGCGACUUGUCAAAAAUCGUAGACAUAGACACCAUCAAGAUGGUGGAUAACUUGGGCUUCUUUGAAAGAUACCCUUGGGGUAAGAAGUCAUUUGCCUUAACUCUAGACUAUCUAAAGAAGCGGAUAGAUAGACUUUAGCAGGCAGAAGAAGACAUUUGAGACAAAGGGAGUUUCAUCGUACGCGCUCUACGGAUUUUCCUGGGCAUUUAUGAUUUUGAUAUACGAAGCCUUUCCCACGCUUGGCAAGGGAAAUGAUAAAUCAACUGAAGACCCGCUGCCCAUUCCUCGAUUGAUCAGAUGGCAUACCUCAAAAGGCGAUAAACUAAUCGAAGGUGAUCCAUAUUUGAAUGGAUGGAGCACAAAGAGAGUACACCCGUACCUUAUCCCCAUAGUUCGUGAAAUGAAGCAACACUACAUGAAAAAGUCUAAAGUAUUCACGGACGAAUCGAAGGACACAUUUAUCGAUGGCUUGAAGGCCCAUCUGGAGGGUGUGACUGUCAUCACCUCAUCGGAGAAUGGUAAGGAUGGGGAUGAUGAUCGGGAUUUGGGUGAAAAUGCUGGUUCAAGGCAUGUCACUCGGGGUGCGGGGACGAGUAAAUCGAGAGCAUCGAGAAAGACAUUGAUGAUUGAAAAUAUGGAAGAGCGUGUGUUUAGGAUGGAGGAUUCGAUCAAGGACAUCGUUGAUUUUGUAAAAGAGAAGAGGCUGAGGAGAGAAGAAAAGGAUAAGCAAAAGAAGAGAGAUGAAGAUGAAGGUGUGUAGGUGAAAAGUCGGCGCUCAGCGGCGAGGGAUGUCCGCGAUGACAAUGGCAUUAAAGAAGCGCUCCUUGAGAUAGCAGCUUUGGAACAAGCCUCGAUCAAUACUGAUAAGGUGAUGAUCCCUGAGGUUGUAGUUGUUUGUAGAGAAGGAAAAUCUCAAUGAAGAAAAAGAAGAAAAAAUGAAAAAGUUUGUGAAGAAGAAAACAAAGUUGAUGGAUCAGCUGGUGUGGAGAAGGAGGACCAUGACGAAGGCAGGUAGGAUGAAGAAGAUAAAAAUGAGUAAAGUGUUUCUGAAGAAGAAAACAAUGAAGGAGAUGGAGAGAAAGCAGAAGAGAAAAAUGCAGAAGAAGUAGAGAAAGAAGAGGGAGAAGAACAUAAAGAAGAAGGAAAAAAUGAUGCACCAGAAAAAAAAGGCAUCGUGGAGAAAGAAAAUGAAAAUGGAAACGAAUUUUCGAACUUAGAUGAAUUUCUUAAUGAAGUUACUCAGAUAUCGACAAGAUGCAAGUGGAAGACAAAAAUGUUGAUUGUUUAGAUAAUGUUUAAUUUUUGUUUGUGACUGAUGAUUAUUUUUAUUAGACCAGACAAUCUUAACUUUUCAGCUCGGGAUGUGUAGAGCUGAGCAAUUUUGUUUUCUAAACAACCUUUAUAGUUUAUGAUAAACAUUUUUCAUUUUA
Molecule: messenger RNA, 2475 nt
Organism: Capsicum annuum
Lineage: Eukaryota; Viridiplantae; Streptophyta; Magnoliopsida; Solanales; Solanaceae
Exons: 6
Coding region: 1254-1805 (183 amino acids)
Source: RefSeq, a predicted model, not a curated record